Rhagoletis pomonella (apple maggot) is the source of this 950-nucleotide messenger RNA. Its product is annotated as membrane-associated tyrosine- and threonine-specific cdc2-inhibitory kinase-like. The record is from RefSeq and is a predicted model, not a curated record. Lineage: Eukaryota; Metazoa; Arthropoda; Insecta; Diptera; Tephritidae. Gene Ontology annotation, molecular function: protein kinase activity; ATP binding. Gene Ontology annotation, biological process: protein phosphorylation.
UUAGAUUUCGAGUAGAAAUGGUUGUAGGCAACUCUUUUGUUAAUAAUUUCCCCUUUUAUCGUUUCUAACAUUACACAAAGCUGAAUUGUGUGCGACCUUCUCAAUUUUUUUCAAUUUUCAAAACGGCGUUUUUGCUUUUGUUGUUGCGGCUCUUCAUGUGAAAAAUCUAUUUUCUUUAGUAUUUUUUCGUGUUUUAUUUAGAGAAAAACUAUAAAAUAAGUAUUAAAAAUAAUUUGCGUGAAUAUGACGACCGAAUCUGCGCUUCCACUCCCUCGACUACCAGUGCCGGAUAUUCGCGCUGAAGUAACAUUUCAACAUUCACACAAGCAGGGCCACGGGCUGCAGGAAUAUCGACUUCGUCCUCCAAAAUUGAGGUUGGCGAAUCGUAGCUAUUCGUCUGCGUCUAUGUCCACAACCGCGCAUGCGAUUUCAUUCCGUGGCGAAUCCGAUGGCAAUGGCAAUGCACUUCCUGAAUUGGACACCAAUGCGUUAAGCGGCUCUUAUGAUGCCUCAAUGAAUGAAACAUAUUUUGAACAAUGCUUCACUUGUUUGGCGAAAAUUGGUGAAGGUUCAUUUGGUGAAGUCUUCAAAGUGCGUUCAAACGAAGAUGGUCGCAUGUAUGCGGUGAAAAUGUCAAAGGAGUUAUAUCGUAGCGAACAUUACCGCCAGGAGCGGCUAGAGGAAGUGCGUCGUUAUGAGCAAUUCUCUGGUCAUGCUAAUUUUGUGCAAUUCUAUCGCGCGUGGGAACAAAACGAACGCUUGUUUAUGCAAAUGGAACUGUGUCGAGAAAGCUUAGACAGGUACCUAGUACGACAUCGACAUAUACCUGAAGAAAAAAUUUGGAAUAUUCUUUUGGAUUUGGCGCUUGCAUUAAAAAGCCUUCAUGACCGCAAUCUUAUACAUUUAGAUAUAAAGUUAGAUAACGUCCUAGUAGGCGAUGAUGACAGUUG